CUGCCGCCGUCUGGAGGGUUUAGCUUCGGCUUGGGAUGACACUUCAGCCUCAAACUCGGGCGUCGCGACAUAGCUCGUUGACAGGGAGCCAAAUGGUUUUUAUCUAGGGGCAAAACUCAGUUACAGCCGAGUGCAGUGAUAUGUUAUUGCCCCGGCGGGCGUUUUUCCGAAGGCAGUUUCCAAGAAGAGAGAAAGACUUGCCUGCAAUGUUUGGAAAGCCGUCGCAUUUCCGUGCUAAGGGGCAGUGCUAUGUCCAACACAGCACCGUUAACGCCAGGGCAUUUACUUUAGAUCGGUCUGUAGCUGUACAUCAGUUCAGCAUAUAAAGACCUAUUUCUGUUCUUUUUAUGCGUUACCUCUACGUUACUUGCUGCCUUUGUGAACUGGGAUGAAACGACGGUAGUUAAACUAAGAUAACGAUGUCCCUAGAUAUGAUAGCAUAGCGACAUGUCCCGAGAACCUAAACCUGAGGGGAUCAGAGGAGAGCAGUCGCUCGCCUCUCGGGCUGAGUGACGCGGUGUGCUCAGGAUGGCGCAGGGAGGGCCCCAGCUGGACUACCACAUUCUGCAAGACCUCAAGCAGCGCUUUCCAGAGAUUCCAGAAAACGUAGUGUCCCAGUGCCUUCUCCAGAACAACAAUAACGUGGACCUUUGCUUCCACCUGCUGGCCCAGGAGAGUAACAGGUACCUUUAUGAGGAGUACCACAGCCCAGAGGAGGCACACCUGAGCCGGAAUCAGAUGUUGCACAUCAGCCUGGGUUACCCGGAUGGCACAGUGCCAAGCGCCAGUGCCCGGCAGCUCGUGCACAGCUCCAGCGACGGGCACAUCGAGCCCCAGCGGGGCGCUUUCCACGAGCCUCAGUCCGCACCUGCCGCCAUGGCACCGUCGCCAGGAUACAACCCCUUCUUCAUGAGUGACCAGGGGCGCUCGGGCAACACCCCGACCCCUCCGCCCACUAUACAGGGCAUGUCCCCUACGUACACCCCAGUGCCUGCCCGCUACAUGACUCCCAUCACUGUCACUCUGUCCCAGAACAUCCCUAACGUGCCCCAGGCGUUGCAGAUCCAGCCUGGUGCCUACACCAACAGUGGCAGUGCCCUCUACAUGCGCCCCUCACCCUCACAGAGCCCACAGCCCUGGGCCUCACCUGGGGCACCUGUGUACCAGCCGUCCCCCUACACCGCAACCACGUACCAGUCGCCCUACAGCUCCCCCCAGCACCAGGUCCAGCAGCCCCCCCAUGUGUUUCUGCCCAUCAGCCCUCCUUCCCUAGCCAGCAUGCCCUACCAGCAGCACCAGCCUGUCACCUACAGGCCUUAUAUGACCUCUAAGGGCUCCAUGAAGAGCCAGAUCGAGAUCACGCUGGAGGGGAGACCACGGAGCAACUCCCCAGUCCAUGCUCCUCAGGCCGCUCUCUACAUGGCCACUAGCCCUUCCCCGAGCUCCCCGUCGCGGGCAAUAAGUAUGACCGGCCCCCCAGGGCCAUCCUUCCACCCAGGGGUGUACCUCCACCAGGGACCAGGCCGCCCCCGGCCCGCCUCCUCACCCCAGCCGGCAAGCUCCGCCUACAUCAAGAUCAAAGUGUCGCCUGGACAGACCCAGCGGCCGACCGGCUCCCCGCCAGUGGAGGCGGAGUCUCUACUCAACAUCGUGGAUCAGGGCGAGAAGCACGGUGCACCCCCUCCCAUACUGCCCAUCUCUGCGCUGCCGGGAAACGUCGUCAGCCAGGUCAGCCGCAUGCCCAGACGGUCCAGCUCUGGUUCGGACGACUACGCAUACACUCAGGCACUGUUGCUGCACCAGCGUGCACGGAUGGAGAGGCUGAUGAAGGGACUGCAGGCGGAACGGCAGAAGCUGGAGCAGCUGAAGGCGGAGGUGAACGACAUGGAGUACGACGCCCUGCAGAGACGCUUCAGACGCGUCAACAGCAGCAGCCUCAUCCCGCGGCCUGAAGAAAUGACCAGAGUCCGGACUCAGAACAGACAGCUCCAGAUCGACAUUGACUGCACCUUGAAGGAGACAGACCUGCUGCAGACCUGCUAUAGAGGCAAGUUUGAUCCGAAAGCCAUGAACAACUUUUACGAUAAUAUCCAGCCUGGUCCAGUCGUUCCACCCAAACCAGGGAAGAAAGGUGAGAACCUGAAUGUCGACGCGCGGAGAGUGAAAUCCUCGGCCGAAGCCCAGAGAGAUGAAGACUUUGAGGGCGCCCAGUGGAACUGUGAUAGCUGCACUUUCCUUAACCACCCGGCUCUGAACCGCUGUGAACAGUGUGAGAUGCCACGCUACACCUGAACCCGCACCCUGGCUACCAGCAUGCCCCGCCCUGCAGGGCACGGACCCCGCCUUCUCUUCUAAUCUGUUCCGUCAUGCAGCAUUUGCACCCUGCCCUGCAUACCCCGUCAGUCCCACCCAGCAAUAACUGAACCUGCUGAGGACGAGCCAUGUGGCCCAAAUGAAAUCUCGGUAUCCAAUCAGGCUCCGCCCUUCUAGCUCCUCAAGAAGAAAAAGCCGUGCACUUAUUUUAAUGUUUUUGUGUGUCUUUUUUUUUUUUUUUUUUUUUUUUUCUCUUCUUCUUUCUUUUCUACUGAAAACGAUGCUUUGUAAGGGGGGAGUCAGGCUACACAGAAAAAACGGUGGUUUGGGGUGAGUCGGUCGGUCGGUCUGUUGGUCGGUCUGUUUGUUUUUGUGUGUGGAAAGAGCUGGGACGUAGGAGAGGCAUGGCGUUCCAUGCUACCAUUCCAAGCAUCAAGAAUCAGCCGUGUUUACACGUCCAAGCCAAUCCCACUUGUAGGUCUGCACUCCACCUGAUCACGGACCAUGUCGUGACAUGAGCAGGAGCUCUUGAUUAAUCUUAACGUACACUUCACACUGAAUGCAGUCUUCAGAAAAUCCUCUUUGAAUGAAGAACACUAAGAGACAAGCAUAUGAAUUAUAAUCUCCCUGGUACUUUUAUGCAUUAUGCCACACCGCAUUCUGUGUUUUAAAGGUGUUGAUUUUCCUGUAAAUGCCUCAAAGUUGCUGUACUUAAUAAAGCAGUUGAUUCUGUGAUGACACUAUGCCUUUCGCUGUCCUCAGUGCCGAUUCUAGAAGCGAAAGGGUUAAUUCUGAUUUAGUAUGGUGGGUGUGGAAAAUGUUUCUUGCUGAUGUGAAUCGAAUUGGAGGGCUGUAUGCAAUCAGAAUUCGUUUUUCCGAUUACUGCAGCUAGGUUGAACACAUGGGCUGUUUCCUGUUUUGAUAUGACAAGCCACAUAGCUAGAAGAGAGCCUUGUUAUAUGCACAUAUAUGCCCAUAUCUCAUGUAACAUUCCAUCAGCUCAGACCUGGUUGCUUCUAAAUCACACCUGCACCUAAUUUUCUUUACCAGGAUUUUAUUUUAUUAGUGUAUAUAAAUCAGAUUCAUGUCACAACUGCACUUUAGGGGUUAAAAAAAAAAAAAAAAGACCCCAUACAAACACUCACUCAUCAGACACAUGUACAGUGAGUCGUGCCUCCCUGUCUCAUACACACAUGCACACUUCAGAUUGAUGGUGCUAAGUCCUGUACUCCCCCAAGAGCUACCUGUAUUGAUACAUAAUUAAGACUAAUUGUGGAAUAUCCAUCAGAAACUAUUCUAGGAUUGGCUGUACCACAAGACAUGGGUUCCAUACAAUGAAAAAUGUUGACUCAGCUUUUUACUUUUUUACAGAUUUUUUUCCCCCCUCACUUGCUUAAAUACUGUCGGUGCAGAUAUUUGUGUAGAAAUGUCAAUUUCAAGUUUGUCAAGUUUAACAAAACCCUUUUAAUCUCCAUUUUCAGAGCCAGAACUCCCAAACCAACUGGCUUCAGGUGUGGGCUUUUGUGUGUUAAAUGUAUAAACUUUUUAAAAAAAAUAAAAGUUUUAAUGUGCUCACAAUUGGAGAAAAUCCUCCUAUAAACCAAGACAAAGGACUGCUACCUGCUGACAGCUAGACCUUUGUCUCCCGUAAAAAUGGUGUCAUGUCACGAACCCAAAAUUUGAACCCUCAAAGUAUCAAAUAGACAAUAACAUACAAUACUUUGGCCUAUGGUAAAAAAAAAAACACCACCACCACAUUGAUUCUAAUUUGUAAGGUUCAGAUCCUGGACUGAAAUGUGAAAAAAACAACUACUAGCCCUAUGAAA
Electrophorus electricus (electric eel) is the source of this 4139-nucleotide messenger RNA. RefSeq names its product TGF-beta activated kinase 1 (MAP3K7) binding protein 3 (gene tab3). Gene Ontology annotation, biological process: positive regulation of canonical NF-kappaB signal transduction. Gene Ontology annotation, cellular component: extracellular exosome. The record is from RefSeq and is a predicted model, not a curated record. Gene Ontology annotation, molecular function: ubiquitin binding. NCBI's taxonomy places the organism in Eukaryota, Metazoa, Chordata, Actinopteri, Gymnotiformes, Gymnotidae.